Messenger RNA from Carya illinoinensis, 1828 nucleotides. Its product is annotated as transmembrane protein 230-like. Bases 261 to 572 code for a protein of 103 amino acids. Gene Ontology annotation, cellular component: endomembrane system; plasma membrane. Gene Ontology annotation, molecular function: transmembrane transporter activity. The transcript is spliced from 3 exons. NCBI's taxonomy places the organism in Eukaryota, Viridiplantae, Streptophyta, Magnoliopsida, Fagales, Juglandaceae. The record is from RefSeq and is a predicted model, not a curated record.
UUGCUGACGUGUGAGCCGAGGUUUGGAUUUUGGUCCAAAACCCACGUCUCCUCUUUGAAAAGUCUCCUACUUUGAACCUCACCUCCAACCAAACUCCCGACUCUCAUCCCAUUUCAUGAAUCCUCCUGAAGAAAAAAAGCCUUAACUUGCUUAAUCAAAUAUCAAAUAGUUUCUCUCUCAAACGAAAAAAUAUCAAAUAGGUUGCAGAGACAACUGAGAGAGAUCGAGAAAGAGUGUGCGCGCGGCAAGAAGGGAAGAAAAUGGCGUACGUGGACCACGCGUUCUCGAUAACUGACGACGACAUAAUGAUGGAGACCUCGUAUACGGUGAAUAACAGGCCUCCCAUCAAGGAGAUCGCUCUCGCCGUCUCCCUCCUCGUCUUCGGUGCCGUCGGCAUCAUCGUCGGCCUCAUCAUGGCCUUCAACCACGUCGGCGGCGAUCGUGCUCACGGGCUCUUCUUCGCAAUACUGGGGUCGAUCUUGUUCAUUCCAGGGUUUUACUAUACACGAAUUGCAUACUAUGCUUAUAAGGGAUACAAAGGCUUCUCUUUCUCCAACAUACCUGCUGUAUAAUGCGCCAAAGCUGAAAGUUCAAGCACGACUCCUGCUCUUGUACAGACCUUUCCUCGAAUUUACUUAAAAAUAAAAAAUAAAAAAAUAAAAAUACUGUGCAAUAGCUGCUAAUAGUUCUGAACAAAGGGACAUUUUUUAGUUUCUUAUCGCAAUGUUGUUGAAUUGAAUUUUGCCAAUCUUGUGACCUGUGAAAUUUAUGAUUUUUUCUAUUUUGUAUUUGUACCUGCUGUUGUCUCUUUGAUCCGGUAACUUGAGAUCAUUGCUCCUGUCACGUGCAGUUUUCCUUUUAUGUAUUUGCUUAUGGAAAAUCCAGGAAAGGGAAAGCCAUUGAUUUUUGAAGUAUGUAGAUUGUUUUCUGGUGCAGAGGUAGCUAUGUUUACUAGAAUAAUUGCUAGUGAAAUUAUGCUUAUGCUAAAGGAUGUAAUCUAUCUUAAAUAUUCCAAACAAUGUUUUGCACAUUGUUGUGUAGGAUUACUCUUUGCCAGAUACUAUUGGCAGUGUCCCUGCAAUAUUUAUCGUCGACCUAUCAAAGCGUUGGAUUGAACUUGGUCCCCUCAAUUGUAUUUACACUGGCUCUCAUCUUCCGUCAAGAAAAGCUCAAAUGUUGGAGCAUCAACGGGCAGGCCAAGAUAUGGGGUCUAGCCCUGUCGGCUGCCGGAGCUCUGACUUUUGUGUUGUGGAAUGGGCCGGUUGUGCUAACCUCCAUGUUAUUCAACGUUCAAGUGAUCAGCGAUGGUAUCAUUGGCGGCAUAAUGAUAGUGGUUGGAGUGCUUUCAGCAAGCUUUUGGAACAUUGUAGUGGUCAGAAAAACGGCUCUGCAAAUUGAAGAUCCAAUUUAAGCACAAGCAAAGCUUGUUUAAUUGUUGAUUUAGUCGUGUAAUCUAUGCAGGGACAUGUCACUCGGUUAUACCCAGCAGAACUAUCCUUAACCGCCAUGAUGAGCUUAUUCGGUACGAUCCAAGCUGCCAUUGUCGCUGCAUUUGUUUCAUCAAGUUCAUCUUGGAAGCUAAAAUGGGAAGGAGGACUUGUCUUGAUUACCAUAUUUGAUAUUACUAGGAGGAGUUGUGGUGACAGGAUUAUCGUAUUAUGUAAGGACAUGGUCCAUUAAGAAGAGGGGACCUGUAUUCACAACGGCUUUUAACCCACUUCUGGUCGUUUUAUCGUUUCUUCUGCAGACAUUUGUCUUGGGAAAUUCUGCACAUUUGGGCAAGUAUGUACAUGUGUAUAUAUAAUUUAUUGUCUCAUACGUUCUUUUC